AUGGCCGGCGACGGAGAGACGGGGUCGGCGGCGGACGACGGCGAACGCCAUGGAGGAGCGAGCGUGGAGCUUGGGGAAGACGACGCGGUGCAGGAGGAAGAGGAAGGAGGCCCGAAGGGGUGGCGCCAGCGAGGUGACUCCGUGAGGGAGGACAGAGGCGCGGCCGGGCGGCAACCGACGGCGUCAGGGCGGCUGCCGAGGGGUCGCGUCGGUCAACGCCGCCCUCCCUCCCUCCGGUCAUAUCGCGGCAUCAACGGCCUCCGCGUGCUCUGGACCGGCAUGCAUGUGGCGUGUGCAUCGAAAGGAAAGCGCGAGAGGGAUGGUGGCGGCCCCACCUGUCAUCAAUCAAAAAGUAAAAGAAGAAACUACCUCCCCCUUUCCUUCUCCCCCGUCUCCGGACUAUUUUCUUUCCCCAAAGCGCCUCGCCUCCUCUCCGAUCCCGCCACGAAGCAAGGGCUCGCCAUGGAGACCAGCGCCAGCGGGGCGGAGCCCGCGAACGCCGGGAUCGAGGGGUCCGCCGACCCAUGCAGCUCCGCGGGCGGCGGUCAUCGACUCUCAGUGCACCAGAUCGUUGGCGGCGGCAAAGCUGCUGAUAUCAUCUUAUGGAAGUGUAAACGUGCUACUGUUGGUGUUAUAUUUGGUGCUACUAUUGCAUGGUGGUUGUUCGAGAAGUCCGAACUAUCGUUCUUGACUAUCUGCUGUGAUGUACUGCUCAUUUUGAUAGUUGUACAGCUCAUAUGGGUCAAAAUAUCUGGGUUGCUAAAUAAGCAACCUAGGCAACUGCCUGAGUUAGUUCUGUCAGAGGAGAUGGUUAAUAAUGCUGCGGCUUCAUUCCGUGUUAAAGUGAACAACAUGCUAAUGAUUGCACAUGACAUUACUCUUGGCAAAGACUUCCGGCUCUUUUUCCAGGUUGUGUCAGUCCUGUGGUUGCUAUCUGUUAUUGGCAAUUUCUACUCUUCUGUAACUCUUGCUUAUAUAGGAACCAUUGCUUUGGUGACAGUACCUGUACUUUACCAUAGACACCAAGAGCACGUGGACAGGUAUGCUGGGAUGGUCCACCGGAAUAUCUCAAGGCAUUACAAGAUCGUCGACGAAAAUGUGAUAAGCAGACUACCUAGAAGCUUCAUCAGAGAUAAAAAUGAUUGAUCUGCCUCGAAGUUUGAUGCUUGUCAUUUUUACGCUCGUUAAAUAGUUUGUGUUUGUUUGGUUGUUGUAUUUCUGCAUCGUAGGUUGCAUCAAGUAGGAAUCUAGAUCAGUGGAAACCGAAGCUUGAUUUAGGUACCAUUUCAGUGUACUGUUGAUCAAUAAGAUCAAUGCCAAAAGGGCAUGCAGAAGAUCGCAGCACCUCAACCAAUAUCGUUUAACACCUCUGUAUAGAGUGAUCUACGUGUUACCCCUUAUGUUUUUUUUCCUUCUCUUUUGAGAUGGACCAUUGAGUUGGUUUUCGCAGCAAAAUGAGCUGCAACUGCAA
Triticum aestivum (bread wheat) is the source of this 1471-nucleotide messenger RNA. Its product is annotated as reticulon-like protein B16. Bases 1 to 1146 code for a protein of 381 amino acids. Lineage: Eukaryota; Viridiplantae; Streptophyta; Magnoliopsida; Poales; Poaceae. Gene Ontology annotation, biological process: response to bacterium. The transcript is spliced from 7 exons. The record is from RefSeq and is a predicted model, not a curated record.